UCCUGCACUGCAGCACAGCCCCACAUCUCCUCCCCCAUGUAGUCUCCCUCCCCAUGUAGUCUCCCCCUCCCUCCCUCCCUCCCUCCCAUCUCGGGGAAGAGACGCUCUGCCCAACUUUCAGCCUGUGCCAAACCAACGGAGUUCUUACUCCGAUAUACAAUAUAUCUCCAGAAAAAUCCCUGGCAACCUCCUGCCACGGUGAAGAUGUGCUGCACCCAGGAUCUGCUGCAGGAGCUGCUGGAGUGAGGAGAGAAGCAGAUUGCAGAUUUUCUUCAAGGACAUGAGGUCUCUAAUAUUAGCGAUAUUGUACAGAAAAUGAAGAAUAAAUGGAGGGCUGCAGUUACAGAAGAGGGGGUCUUGACAAUGCUGAAAGCCUAGGAAUCUGUCUGAAAAGGGACAAUUACAUAAAUCAGGUAAUCCCAGAAAGAUGGGAAGGGCAAAAAAGAUGCCGCUUCUUCAGUAUUAACAGGAUGAAAGGAUAUCAUGGAGAAGGCAACCAAUCACAGCCUCCAUGUCACUGCAUCCCCGAAACACGAGAAAGAGCACUGGAGUUUUCUCAUCACUGCUCUGACCUCCGCAAGUCCUACCCUUGCAGCGCCUCUGAGUCUUGUUCCCUGGACCUUCACUAUUACCCUCUUUCUAGGAGUGCUGGUGUGACCUCAGAUUGCCCUGGUGGUGCUCUGAGCAUGCCAGAACCUCGGUCGUCCAGUGGUGGUACAUACCCCAGAAUGCACCACAACCCCCAGCAGUUCGACUGUGAUGAUUGUAUGGCUGCCCUCGCGCACAACUCCAGCAAGAUCAACCGCCUACCACCAACCCUGCUGGACCAGUUUGAAAAGCAGCUGCCUCUGCAUCAUGAUGGCUUCCAUACCCUCCAGUAUCAGCGUACCAGCACCACAGAGCAGCGUAGUGAGAGCCCAAGUCGCAUUCGUCACCUUGUGCACUCUGUCCAGAAGCUUUUUGCCAAAUCCCACUCCCUGGAGACACCCUCAAAAAGGGAAUUCAAUGGCACCCGGUAUGAGGGACGUGGUGGGGAUGGCUAUCAGCACUCUCAACCUCGGCACAGCAAGAGAAGCAAGAGCAAAGACCGCAAGUCAGAAUCCAAGCAUCGGUCGAAAGUGGCAGGGUGGUGGAGCUCUGAUGACAACCUUGACAGUGACAGCAGUUUCUUGGUGUCAGCUCGUCAUGCCAUGGAGCAUGGAGCUCCCUUUGGAGUGGACACUCCUGAAAGUGCCUUCAGAGACUUGACCUUGAAGAGUUUAAAGGGUGGAGGGGGAGAAGGCAAGUGCCUGGCCUGCGCUGGGGUGUCUAUGUCACUGGAUGGGCAGACACUAAAGAGGAGUACAUGGCACACCAUGACUGUCAGCCAGGCAAGGGAGGCCUAUACAAGCUCAGGGGGCCACCACCAAGACAAGAUGCUGAUGCUUCAGGAAGGCAAGGGGAAGGAACGAGGCUAUCAUUACUUACAGGUUCCACCAGAUGAAUGGGGGGGUUACCCAGCACCAGGCAAAGAAGGAGAGAUCCCAUGUAGGAGAAUGAGAAGUGGCAGCUAUAUUAAAGCCAUGGGGGACGACGACAGUGGAGACUCUGACACCAGCACCAAAAUGUCUCCCAAGGGUGCUACCAGGCGGGAGAGGUAUCGCCGAUCUUCAAGUGUCGACCAUCCCAGAACCAAGUUUCCAUGUAAGCGAUAUUCUGACUCAUGUCUCUGUAACUGUCCCAGCUGCUGCACUCCACCCAAAAUCCAUCCUAAGGGACGGGGCUAUGGUCUCUCCAUCACGGGUCAGUUAAAAGGGGAGCUGAACCAUCAGUCCGGGGCCAUGUGUGAGUCAGUUUUUAGUGAGAUGGAAUCUCACGCUGUCGAAGCCUUGGAUCUCCCUGGCUGUUUCCGAAUGCGCAGUCACAGCUACCUCCGUGCCAUCCAGGCUGGCUGUUCCCAGGAUGACGAUUGCAUCUCUCUUUUCUCUGUGUCCGCUCCUUCAGGACAUGCUCUUGCCAGCAACAUCCUAAAGCCCAACACUUCCUUCAGUUACCGCAAAGCUCCACCACCCAUCCCACCUAGGCUCCUCUCCAAGCCCCUCAUCUCAGUGACAGCCCAAAGUAGCACAGAAUCUACCCAUGAAACUUUUCUGCACAAUGAGCCUACACGAUUGCCUUGGUCCAAGGAUACUAAGGGCCACUGCAACUCCAGUGAGAGCCUGGAUGGAACUAAGUCCAGGGGACUGUCUUUGGAUCUGGCAACUGCCCAGCACAGAGCUUCACCCAAACCUCCCACUGUGAUCAGCAAAGUUCUGCCAUUGCAGGAAGAACUGAAAGGAGCUCUCAGGCAGAGAAAAUGGCGCCCUUCCAUUGGAGUGCAGGUUGAGAACAUCUCAGAUUCUGAGACAGAAGGAAAAAGCCGGAGAGAGUUUCACUCGAUUGGAGUACAAGUAGAAGAUGACAGAAGGAAAGCAAGAUUUAAACGCUCUAACAGUGUGACUGCUGGGGUUCAAGCUGACCUUGAGUUAGAAGGGUUUCCAGGGCUCACAGUUCCCACAGAAGACAAGGGACUUCAGUUUGGGCGCUCCUUUCAGAGACACUCAUCAGAGCCUUCGGACUCGAGCCAGCAGUACUCAGUGUACAAGACAGUGCACACCCAGGGCCAGUGGGCAUACAGAGAGGACUAUCAAAUGCAGUAUGAUGCAGCAGAGGAGGCUCAGCAAGAGUCCUGGAUGGACAGGGGCACUCAGAUUCUUCCAGAUUCUGGGAGAGCAUCUCCUUGCCAUCGUGAUGGGGAAUGGUUUAUUAAGAUGUUGCAAGCAGAGGUGGAAAGAAUGGAAAGUUGGUGCCAGCAAAUGGAGAGAGAGGCAGAAGAGUAUGAUCUCCCAGAAGAAAUCUUGGAGAAGAUCCGCAGUGCGGUGGGAAGCUCCCAGCUCCUCAUGUCUCAGAAAGUGCAGCAAUUUUUCCGACUUUGUCAACAGAAUAUGGACCCCACCUCUUUUCCACUGCCCACCUCUCAGGACCUAGCUGGAUUUUGGGAUCUUCUCCAACUUUCCUUUGAAGAUGUGGGCAUGAAAUUUGCAGAACUGCAGCAGCUAAAGGAGAAUGAGUGGAAACUGUUAGAAUGCAAGGAGGAAAAGAGGUUGCCCCCUCCGAUACCAAAGAAGCCUCUCCGCCAGAAAAUACAUCCUGUUAAGGAUCGCUCUUUGGAUUCUGUUGAUCGCCAGAGGCAAGAGGCCAGAAAAAGGCUACUGGCAGCUAAGCGGGCUGCCUCCUAUCGACACAACUCUGCCACAGAGAGUGCUGACAGCAUAGAGAUUUACAUCCCUGAAGCCCAGACCAGACUGUGAAGAGGACAAUGUACACUAAUCUUUUGUACGCUCUGUAUAUAAUAUUAUACAUAUAUAUAGAGAAAAUUUAGAGAUUAUUAUAAGAACAACAAAAAAAAAACACUUAAAAAAUGACCACAGCUGUGUAACUCUGGGGAGUCCCCUCUCACCCCACUUAAACCUCCCAUCACCAAACACCCUCCCCUUUCAAGGGCAGAGCUAGAUAAACCUCCAGUGCCUCUUGCACUGCUAGGGGUAAAGCUGUAUGUACUGGUAAGGGCACCCCCUGGACAAAGGCAGCAUGAGAAAUGCCCAUGCUGUUUGCUGAAGUGCGUAACUAUGAGAAUGGCCACUUAUAAACACUGUGUCUAAUUCCUUGUUUUACACGCCUCUACAGGUACAUUUAUUGAAAUGUCUGUUUGUGUUAUUAAUCCUUUUACACCUAAAGUGUCAAAGUGAUAGAAAUAUUUUUAUUGGGAUUUUGACAUUGGAUGGAAAUGAUUUGCUUACACGGUAGCGUGCUUUUUUUUGCUAGGAAUCUUUAAGUGGGGUGGUAUAUCAAGCACCAUAAACUUCCAUGCGUUCACAUCCAUUGGGGGUGCAUUCAUUGUAAAUGUCCCUGAUUUAGAUGGAACUCAACCUAAACUACUGCUAGUGUCAAUCGCUAUAUUUAUAACAUUAGAAAUAUUUUUAUUGGGAUUUUGACAUUGAAUGAAAAUGAUUUGCUUACAAGACAG
This is a messenger RNA of Xenopus laevis (African clawed frog), 4045 nucleotides long. RefSeq names its product discs, large homolog-associated protein 3 S homeolog (gene dlgap3.S). The transcript is spliced from 12 exons. NCBI's taxonomy places the organism in Eukaryota, Metazoa, Chordata, Amphibia, Anura, Pipidae. Bases 327 to 3329 code for a protein of 1000 amino acids. The record is from RefSeq and is a predicted model, not a curated record. Gene Ontology annotation, molecular function: molecular adaptor activity. Gene Ontology annotation, cellular component: postsynaptic specialization; glutamatergic synapse. Gene Ontology annotation, biological process: signaling.